Messenger RNA from Diprion similis, 3557 nucleotides. It is a transcript of the gene Nab2, whose product is annotated as zinc finger CCCH domain-containing protein 14. NCBI's taxonomy places the organism in Eukaryota, Metazoa, Arthropoda, Insecta, Hymenoptera, Diprionidae. Gene Ontology annotation, molecular function: metal ion binding; poly(A) binding. Bases 143 to 2947 code for a protein of 934 amino acids. Gene Ontology annotation, cellular component: nucleus; cytoplasm. The record is from RefSeq and is a predicted model, not a curated record. Gene Ontology annotation, biological process: regulation of mRNA stability. The transcript is spliced from 7 exons.
UGUGUUAAAUCCAUGGUUUAACCCAACCAAUAUGUCAGAGACGAUGCUAUUUUAUAUAUCAGUUGUCUGUAACAAACGUUGAAACAGUAAUUACUGAUUUUAUAUAAUACCUGUGCCGGCGAUCUCGCGAAAGGACUCAAGUAUGGAUAUACGCGGAAUCGAAGUGACGAAUCAAUUGAGAAGCGCUAUUCGUGCCAAGCUUCUGGAACUCGGGGUUCGAUAUGAUGAGGAGCUGCCGGAUUACAUCUUAGUUAUGGUUGUGAACAAGAAGACGCGCCAGCAGAUGUACGAGGACCUAUGUCUAUUCUUGGAAGAAAGUACCUCACCGUUUGUAGACUGGCUUCACGAUCAAGUGUUGAAAAAGCUGCAGAAAGUAACAGUUGCAAAAAAAAAAUCCUCACGAGAUUUGGUACCAACCGUAAUUGUUAAGCAGGAAGAAGAGCGGAAAAAGAAGAAAUCAUGCCCCACAUCAUUUUUGGAAGAUCAAACUACAGACACCGUAGAUAAAAUCUCUAAAGUAACAAAGUUGCAGAAAAAAGUUGAAAAACCUAUGAUACCUAGUCUUGUUGAGCAAACCUUGCACUCAGAUGUUACACAAGUUUCGCCAAACUCACUGAAGCAAAUUGUUCCAGAAAAUAAGUUGGGAAGCUCAUUAAAUGUACAAAUUAGCAGCUCUUCUCAUGAACAAAAAGACACCGAUUCGCCUACUUUAGUAAAAGGUACAACUAGAAUGAAUCGUGAUAAAAGUAUUCAACUUUCUAAACCAUCCAAUCCGGUAGAGCAUGUCUCUAAUCCCUCGAUUGAGGCACAGAUCGAUGUAAAAAUAUCAGAAAUAUCGUCAAAAAAUUUGAGGAGAAAUUCUCUUGACAGUGUAACUAACAAACUUGAACUAAAUAGCAGUGUAGCUGCAAAAUCUUCAGAAAAAGAUGAAAUUGACAAAGAGUCUGACGAUGAUAGCCGAAAGAAAGUGAAAUCUAGUGUGAAUAAGCCAAGAAUAACUUCGGUAGUUACUGUGAAAAAUCGGCUUGAAUUUCCAAUGUCAAGAAAUAAAUUUGACAAUCAUAAGAAUAGACCAAGCUUUGAGAGUCGGUAUAGACAACCUGUGAGAGGUGUUGACAGGCAUGAAUUUGAGGGAAGCAGAAGAAACGAGUUUUCCAGUGGUAGAAAUACCAGAAGUGAAGAUUACCUUCGUAGGAAUGUUGGUAAAAAUCAUGACUUAGAAACCAGAAAUCAUGAUUCUGAUAAAAUCGUAGACAUCAAAAGUCGUCUGGGCAAUGUCAGGGAUGAUAGGUCAAGCAAGAGUUUAGAAUUGAAGGAUAAAUCUUGCUUAAAUCGGGGAGUAAAGAAUGUGGACAAGUUAACAAAUUCUAUCAAAGAUAGACUAGGAUCUGGAAACAGCAUCAAGAUUCGAGAUAGUUCAUUGAAUAGGAAAAGAGAUUCAUUGGAUGAACAGAGAAAUGCCAAGUUUUUAGAAAAGGAGAGAUUAGUUUCAAACUCAAAUCUGAGUAUAAAAAACCGUCUUGGUCCAGUGAAAAGUAUUUUCAAGUCACCUGAUGUCAAAAGACGCUUCAAUCUGACAAAUAAAGUAUUGCCGAGCAGUGAGGAUGAGGAUUGCGUGAAUUUACGCACUGAUGAUGAUACGGAUGAUGAUACUGAGUCAGUGGCCGCUGUUGGGCCAAUAAAAUCUAGAAUAAUAGCUGUCAAGAGGACUGUGAUGGAAAGCAGUGAUAGAAAAAGAUCUAAAUUGAUGAAAGAUGGUCUAACAGUCGGAACAGCUGGUAAAGAACCUAAGAGUGAUGACGAUGAUGACGAAAGAGAUAUAGAGGAUGGUAAAAUUGCAAGUAAAGUCAUUGUCACGCCCAGACCAUUGAAGCCAUUACCACCGCUUCAAAGGCGGGCAACGCAAUCUCUGUUACUAAGAGCUGUUGCGGAGGCCAACCAGUCAGUUGUUACACGAAAGAAUCCCGAACCAGUUUUAAUGGAAAAAAUAACGGCAGCAAAACGUCCGAUAGUAAGUGGAAUGCGAGAGGGCCAGAAUUUGUCUGUCCGCUUGAACUCCAGCAAAAGACUUGUCAUGGAAAAAAUUCAAGUUGAAUUAACUACUGGUGAAUCUGAUAUCGACAAUCCAGAACCCUAUGUGCCACAGCCAGUGACGGAUGAACACAUGGGUGUAGUAAUGUCUUUGUUCCAAAGAAGCAAUGAUUCUCAAAAAUUCCUGGUCACAUUGAAUGGGUAUAACAACAAUGUGUCAAAAGAAAAGGGUGCUUCAGAUGAGGAUGAACGUCUGGAGAUGGAGGUUGAUGAAGACGAUGAUUUCAUACUUACUAAUGAAAGUCCAGAAGAAUAUACAGAAAGCAAAACAGCUGAAAAUGGUUUUCAACCAACACACGAACCUGUUCAUAGUGAUAAAGACAAGACACAAACUGAAGAAAUCCGAAAAAAUCAUACAGAGGAUAAUGCUGAAGUUGAAGAGAGUUUAUCAAGGAAAAAACGAAAGUUGAGUCCUAUUGUGUACACGAGAUCAAGAUCUUCUAGUCCUGUUGAUGCAAAAUCCAGUAGUACUCUACAAGUACCUGUCAAGUCUUUGAACAAACACAUAGUUGCUGACCCUUUGAAAUCAAAUAUAAUCGAAAAAUCUAAAGAAAAGUGUCGGUAUUGGCCAAAUUGCACCUUGGGGAUCAAAUGCACAUAUUACCAUCCAACUGUUCUAUGCAGUGCAUUUCCUGCUUGCAAAUUUGGAGAUAAAUGUUUAUACAAGCAUCCAAAAUGCAAGUUUGGAUUGUCUUGUACGAAAUUGGGAUGCGUCUACACCCAUCCACCUCGACAAUGCAAAUAUCAUCCGUAUUGCACAAAUCCUACGUGCACCUAUACACAUCCGUUGCCUCAAGUACAGCAUGUUGAAGGUACUACUCACAGAGCCAAGUUCACAUGGCGUAAACACGAAUAAAUUAUUUAUAGGGUAACUCUUUCAAUUUGUUUCAUUAAAUUAAAUUGAUUAAUCAACCACAGAGCUGUGCGGAUUUUAAUAAGUCUCUAUUACUCCAUUACAAAACUUGAAAAUUGUAUCAAUUGACUAUAAUUGUGCAAAAAAAAUAAUUACCAAUCACCCUCACUGGCUAAAAAUAAAUGAACCAAUUGUUUGAAUCUAUUUCAAAUCUUAAUAAUAUUUGAUCCAUCAGCUUUUUCACUGUUUUAAAAUGUGAAUCCAGAAUAUUGUAUAUUGUACUUAUUGAUGUUUACUUUUUAACACAAGAUGACAGUAUUCAAAAUUAUAAUCAGAAUCUGCGUAGUUAGGUUUAUUCAUGAGACACUGGAAAAUAUGUAUAUUAUACCACUAUCUCUGCCCAAAACAGAAUCCACGUAUGCGUACUUGUGAUUUUGUGAAAAAAUAGUGAUUCGUUGGUAUUUGCACAUUUCGCCAAGCAAAUGAUUACUAUCGUGAAAUUUCCGUAGUAAUAUGAUAUUCAAUCCAAUGAAAUUAUUUCAUAUUUAUAUUGUAUCAUAUAUAAAAUACUUGGAUGAAUAAAAAACUUCAUUGAUAGACUGUGAAAAGUAAA